AUGGUGACGCCGUUUCCUCGCACGGCGGCCAGGAUCCUCUCUCGCGGAGCAUUUAAGACAAGGGCAUUCUCAAUGACCAGAGCGCGAAGCGUGGACUUUACUCAUGCUGUCAUCGGCGCGGGAGCAGUCGGACUCGCCGUCGCCCGUCAACUGGCCGCCAGGACGGGCACUUCGACCAUCCUGAUCGAACGACACGGCGCCGUGGGCACCGAGACGAGCAGCCGCAACUCCGAGGUCAUCCACGCCGGGCUUUACUACGGGCCGGACACGCUGAAGACAAAACUCUGCAUCCGUGGGCGACAGAUGCUGUACGCGCUGUGCGAGGCACAGGGCAUCCCCUUCCUGCGCACCAAGAAGUGGAUCAUCGCCCAGGACGCGGUGCAAUUCGCCGAGCUCGAGGCCCUGCACGAGUUUACGCGGUCCAUCGACGUGCCCACGCAGUUUCUUCCGCGCAGCGAGAUCACGACCCAAGAGCCCGAUGUCCGCGCCGGGGCCGGCGUGCUGGAGUCCCCCACGACGGGCAUCGUCGACUCGCACGCCCUCAUGGCCUAUCUAGAGGGAUCUUUUGACGAGCGGGGCGGCGACCAGGUGCUGCACACCGUCGUUGAGAAGAUCGAGCCGCUUUCCUCCUCCAAUGGGAAGAAAAGCGCGGCAGGAUCGGGAUAUGCCAUCACAACGCGCUCCCGUGACGGCGCGGGCGGGCAAGACACCAUCACAGCCGAAACACUUAUCAACUGCGCAGGCCUCGCCGCCGUCGAGGUCUCCAACAUGCUCCUCCCCGCGGAGCGGCAUAGGCAGGCCUACUUUGCCAAGGGGAGCUACUUCAGCUACUCGGCCUCACACCCCAGGCCCAAAACCCUACUCUACCCUGCCCCCGUCCCGGGACUAGGCGGGCUGGGCACACAUCUAACCCUCGACAUGGCAGGCCGGAUCCGAUUCGGCCCGGACGUCGAAUGGGUCACCUCCCCAAACGACCUGACUCCAAACCCCGCCCGUCUGGCGGCCGCCAUCGAGGUGAUCAAGACGUACCUGCCCACCAUCGACCCAGCGGCCAUAGAUCUCGACUACUGCGGCAUCCGGCCCAAGUUAGGCCGCACGAGCGGCACGUACGGCAAGGACGGACGGGGCUUCGCCGACUUCUACAUCAAGGAAGAAGAAGGCUUCACGGGGUUUGUGAAUCUCUUGGGUAUCGAGUCGCCUGGCUUGACUAGCGCGUUGGCCAUUGCGGAGUACGUCGAUGAGAUUCUGUACGGUGAGAAAGCGAGCGUUUGA
Molecule: messenger RNA, 1272 nt
Organism: Cladophialophora psammophila CBS 110553
Lineage: Eukaryota; Fungi; Ascomycota; Eurotiomycetes; Chaetothyriales; Herpotrichiellaceae
Exons: 2
Coding region: 1-1272 (423 amino acids)
Cellular component (GO): mitochondrion
Molecular function (GO): (S)-2-hydroxy-acid oxidase activity; (S)-2-hydroxyglutarate dehydrogenase activity
Source: RefSeq, a predicted model, not a curated record